AUGGAUCCAGACGCAUUCACCGCCAGCCUAUUCAAGUGGGAUCCACGCACCGUCCUCCCCACUGCUCCAUCUCCCCGUCCUCAGCUUCUUGACUACGCGGUUCCUCCUACAACCACUCCGAUGACUUAUCAUCCAGCGAGAUUACCAAGAGAGCUAGGAGGGUUGGAGGAGCUUUUCCAAGCGUACGGUAUCAGAUACUACACGGCGGCGAAGAUAGCGGAGCUUGGUUUCACGGUGAGCACGCUGGUGGACAUGAAGGACGAUGAGCUUGACGACAUGAUGAACAGCCUCUCCCAGAUUUUUCGUUGGGAUCUUCUUGUUGGUGAACGUUACGGUAUCAAAGCCGCCAUUAGAGCUGAAAGAAGACGCCUCGAUGAGGAAGAAAUUAAACGCCGCGGUCUUCUCUCAGGCGAUACCACAAACGCUCUCGACGCUCUCUCUCAAGAAGGUUUGUCGGAGGAGCCAGUGGUGCAACGUGAAAAGGAAGCGGUGGGGAGUGGAGGAGGGAGCACGUGGGAGGUGGCUGUGGUGGAAGAGAGGAGAAAGAGGCAGCAGAUAAGGAGGCGGAGGAUGAAGAUGAAGGGGAAUGAUCAUGGUGAGAAUGAAGAAGGAGAAGAAGACGAAGAGGAUAACAUCAGUGGUGGUGGUGAGAGGCAGAGAGAACAUCCGUUCAUUGUGACGGAGCCUGGGGAAGUGGCACGUGGCAAAAAGAACGGUCUGGAUUAUCUCUUUCAUCUCUAUGAACAAUGCCGUGAGUUUCUCAUUCAAGUUCAAGCCAUCGCUAAAGAGCGCGGUGAGAAAUGCCCCACCAAGGUGACAAAUCAAGUGUUUAGGUAUGCAAAGAAAGCUGGAGCGAGUUACAUAAACAAGCCGAAAAUGAGACACUAUGUUCACUGUUACGCGUUGCAUUGUUUAGAUGAGGAAGUGUCAAAUGAACUGAGAAGAGGAUUUAAGGAAAGAGGUGAGAACGUUGGCGCGUGGAGGCAAGCUUGUUAUAAGCCACUUGUGGCUAUUGCUGCACGUCAAGGAUGGGAUAUUGAUACAAUAUUCAACGCGCAUCCACGACUAUCGAUAUGGUACGUGCCAACCAAGCUUCGUCAGCUUUGUCAUGCGGAGAGGAACGGUGCUGCUGCUUCAAGCUCCGUCUCGGUUGGAACUACUCACCUUCCUUUCUGA
Vicia faba (fava bean) is the source of this 1176-nucleotide messenger RNA. NCBI's taxonomy places the organism in Eukaryota, Viridiplantae, Streptophyta, Magnoliopsida, Fabales, Fabaceae. The record is from the annotation of a GenBank genome assembly.